UUGUUUUGCUUGCUCGAGCUGAUAAAAACACAGCCAGAGGAAGGAAGCAGCGACAUCAAACAACCUAUGAUCUAGUUCUCUCCAGUCAGUAUUUUAACAAUAAACUAACAGCGUCGACGCCUCGGAUAUUUUAUAACCUUUUAUAUUUUUGCUUUGAAUUCAGCCGCUGCCUUCGUUUUCCUCCACUGCCAGCUGCUUGACUUGACGCAGUAUGCCUUCAGAAAAAACCUUCAAACAAAGAAGGACAUUUGAUCAGAGAGUAGAAGAUGUCAGACUGAUCCGAGAACAACACCCUAACAAGAUACCUGUGAUCAUUGAGAGAUACAAAGGAGAGAAACAGCUUCCUAUUUUGGACAAGACCAAAUUCCUGGUGCCAGACCAUGUCAACAUGAGUGAACUCAUCAAGAUUAUAAGGAGGCGCCUCCAGCUUAACUCCAACCAAGCCUUUUUCCUGCUAGUCAAUGGCCAUAGCAUGGUCUCGGUGUCGGCUGCCAUCUCUGAGGUGUAUGAAAGGGAGAGGGACCAAGAUGGCUUCCUUUACAUGGUGUAUGCAUCCCAGGAGACCUUUGGUGCUGCAAGGACCACCCAGUGAACAACGUUCCUUCUUCUUCCGCCCCACAAGCCAUUGGACAAUUGUAGUUUUUAUCCUCCUAGUGUUUGUUGCCACACACAUUUAGUCUGGAGCGUUUUAUCUAAACCCAGUGUAGAAUAUUUCAGAGCUCUAUUCGUUCAGAUUUUAUUAUUUGAUAUCAUGAUUGCAGUGAAUGAAUAUACACAGUAGCAUAAAGCCACAAGAGUUGACAAGAGUGGCAGUAUUAAAGUAGAGAAAUCCUCAAAUCUGACUGUUACUCAGGUCAAAAGUGUUUUAGUGAUUGCCUCUUCUUUAUACUUCCUGGUUAUGUCCAUUGUUGAUGGCAGUUACUUUUAGUGUUGUGGUAACAGGUCUGCUGGGCUGUGUUAACGAAUACAUUUCAUGUAGUAUGACAUGAAAGUGGAAAUGUUUCACCAUGUUUCCAUAUAUACAUUAGCCAUUUAACAUGCCAAUCUAAAUUAUAAAGUGUUUGGAGACAUACACUAGAGAGGUCGUUAAGGGUGUCUGGGUUACAAGAUGCAUUUUGGCGAUUUUAUCACAGCUUGAAGGUAAAACUUAGCGAUUUUAGUUUCCAUCAAAGUUAUUUUCCCAGCGAAAAAUGCUAAAUGAAGUAGAGAAGUUCCAUGUGACAAAUGACAUCGCUGCUGUGUGUCUGCUCUACAUUCCCUCAGUGGUCCUUAGUGUUUUUAUCCCUCCCUGCUUGUAGUCUAAAGCAUCGCCACUGUAACAAAGAAACUGCUUUUACUUUUGAAAAGGAGGAUUGUUAUCUGCAAUAGAAAAAUUGCCUUGGUGUACAGAUACCAUUGCAUUUAUGACUUUGAAUUUAUGAGAAUGUUACCAAGUUGACUUUGGACAUGUACAAGGAGCAUGUAUGACUAUAUGUGUGGAUGAGGGUCGAUAGUGUUUCUGUAAAGGUUGAUGAGUUGAGGGGUUUGCCAUUUUCUUUCCUUUUUUCCCUUUAAAAUGUAUUUAUUAAGGUCACAGAGGAGUGAAGUAAGGGAAAAAAAAGGACGGUUGAUCAGCAUCAUUACUGACAAUCUGUCUGUUUGGCUUUUGAACCACAGGGCUCACAGGUUCUUUUGGAGAGAAAAAAAAGUCCCUCUUUUGAUGUUCCUUCACACUUUUUAUUCUGUUGUGCAACUCCUCCUCCUGACAUUAUCUUAACAAAUCUUGAUUUAGCUGCUUUUAUAUUGCAGUAUUUUAUCAUAUUGGUUCUUUUUAUUAAAUGCGAUUUAUUUCAUUUUACUUCAUGUCUUCACUAUUCUCCGUCUUCUCUAUAUGAGGUACAAAGGAGACUUUUUGCUGACAAGUGAAAGCCACCGUGUGUUUGUUACAGAGGGGUGGAGCAUUUGUUUCAGAGCUUUCCUUUCUGCCUGCUCCUUUGUUUCACAUACACAUCCACCACUCUCAGCAAUAUCACACAGCCUACUCUAAUGUAUUUAUGUUGUUUCUUUUUGUAAACAAUAAAACAAGAAAGAAAGAU
Molecule: messenger RNA, 2075 nt
Organism: Labrus mixtus (cuckoo wrasse)
Lineage: Eukaryota; Metazoa; Chordata; Actinopteri; Labriformes; Labridae
Gene: map1lc3b
Product: microtubule-associated protein 1 light chain 3 beta
Exons: 4
Coding region: 212-592 (126 amino acids)
Biological process (GO): autophagy of mitochondrion; cellular response to nitrogen starvation; autophagosome assembly
Cellular component (GO): autophagosome; cytosol; autophagosome membrane
Molecular function (GO): ubiquitin protein ligase binding
Source: RefSeq, a predicted model, not a curated record